Molecule: messenger RNA, 1542 nt
Organism: Somion occarium
Lineage: Eukaryota; Fungi; Basidiomycota; Agaricomycetes; Polyporales; Cerrenaceae
Source: the annotation of a GenBank genome assembly
GAAUUGCCUUUCUGGGAUGUGAUCGGCCACAGUGAACCGAUUGGAAAGUACAGCAUGGCCUGUUGCACAAACCACAUACUUUGUCCUUCUCCUGCAACCACCAACAACUCAACUCAUCGUCUCGGACAUCUGCAACAAUGGCCCCAAAGAGAAAGCGCGCUGGAGACGUUACUGUCACCGAAACGACGACAACACGAGCUACUCGUAGUUCUGCGCGUUCGAAAACAAAGACUGCGGCAGCUGAUUCACCAGCAGCGGGAACAUCUGUAUCUGCUAUGUCCAAGGACGAGGACAUAGAAGAAAUAGAAACCCCAGUAAAGAAAACGCGCAAGACUGUGACCAAGACCAAGGCAGCAACGACCACGAAGAGAGGGACAAAGAAAGAACAAGCCAUACCCGAAGCUGACGCACAGCCUGCACCGAACGGCAAGCAGUCUCCCUCCGACAGCGCCAAGGAGGUGACGAGCAAACCCGUUGCGAAACCGACCACGAGGAAAGGUUCCAAUGCAAAUCCAGAACCUUAUUCUCCUGGCCGCGCCUUGGAAUUAUUCAAGAGCUAUGCAAACCAAGACGAUUGUGACGUCAUAGGACCUGGCGGCUUUGAACGACUAUGUAACGACGCGGGAAUUGCGAUGGAUGGCGCAGCACCGCUAUUGCUGGCUUGGCAAUUGGGCACGAGUGAAUUUGGAAAGAUCAAGAAGUCGGAAUGGGAGACGGGUACGGGUGAAUUGCGGAUAUCCUCAGUUGAUGUCUUCUCUGUUGCAUUGCGCGAGCUUGAGGACAUGUUGCUACUAGACAAACCUGCACUCAAACCUGCACUCGCACCUAUUGGUAGCAAGAAAACUGCGAUGCCCGAACCUUACAAUCGCGCCCGAUAUUACCGGUAUGCUCAAGACAAGAAGAAAGCCUACAAUGAGCUCUAUCUCUUCUGCUUUAUGCUAGCGAAACCCGAAACCAGUCGAAGUAUUGAUAUGGAGACCGGCUGUGCUUUCUGGUCUGUGCUUGUCGCGCCCAAAUAUUCCACGAUGAAAGACAUCCUCGAAUUCAUUACUGAGAAAGGCACCUACAAAGGUGUAAACAAGGACCUGUGGACGAUGACACUUGAAUUCUGCCAGACCAUUUCACCGAACUUGGAUGGAUAUGACGCUGAUGGAGCAUGGCCAACCAUGUUGGACGAGUUUGUCAAUUGGAAGAGGAAGAAGAUUGAGGAUGUCAAGUCUUAGGUACUGCUCAUGAAUGCUAUUAUGAGAUAGACAGACAGAUGGACUCACUCUCGGGCGUGAGCACCUUUGGCUACGACUCGGACAUGCCUAGUAUGUAUUACAUUCUAAUACUAAUCGUAGUCAUUUGCUCGCAUUUGUUUUGUGGUGGGUUUACUAGGGUUUUCUUAGAAGCAAUGACUUUCCUUGAGGGCUCUCAAGGAGAACAUCUAUCUUUAGCAUGACAAGGGUUCCGAUAUAUAUAGUUAAGGUUGCACUAUGUACUGACAUCGCACAUUGUUCUAGUCAAGAGCCAGCUGAGAUGGUACAUAUAGGAUUGGAG